This is a messenger RNA of Poecilia reticulata (guppy), 3411 nucleotides long. The record is from RefSeq and is a predicted model, not a curated record. NCBI's taxonomy places the organism in Eukaryota, Metazoa, Chordata, Actinopteri, Cyprinodontiformes, Poeciliidae.
GUUCGAACUGUUUCCUGAGCUCAAAGGUCUCCUCCCUCUGCUUUCAGUCGGAUAUUGCGUCGCCUGCAGAGGCUUUCCUGUUUCUCCGUGUCGGACCGGACCGGAUUGGACAGGACCGCGAGAAAAAGUUAGUGGGUGUGUCCGGUCUCGCGGCAGUUUUUUGGGAACCAUGAAAGUCUCGCGCCCGGAGGGUUGAGGAGCUCGCGGCGAUGCGAAUGUUGGUGAAGUUCCUCUGUGCCUCAGUUCUCCUGCUCCUCUCCGCUCUCUACCUCCUCGUUCUCCUGCUCCUCUCCGCUCUCUACCUCCUCGGUUCAGUCAGACACACCGCCAAGACGAAYCCCCUUCCUGCUGAGGAGUACCGCCUCGUCUCCCCGCUCACCUACCGCUACGUCCUGAACCAGCCGCAGGUGUGCCUGAGCAGAAGCCCCUUUCUGGUCUUCCUGGUUCCGGUCGCGCCUCAAGAGGCAGAAGCCAGGCAGGCCGUGAGGAGGACAUGGGGGGCUCCAGGUAGGGACACUCUCACCCUUUUCUUCUUGGGGCUGCCAAAGGGGGCGCUGCUGUCACCCCUUCAGAGAGUCCUGGAGAAGGAAAGUCAGCAGCAUGGAGACAUCAUCCAGAUGGACUUCUUGGACAGUUACCAGAACCUGACGAUAAAGACGAUGAUGAUGAUGAAGUGGCUGGCUGACCACUGCCCCAACUCCUCCUACGCCAUGAAGGUGGACUCUGACAUCUUCGUCAAUGUGUUUUACCUCAUCCAACGCCUCAGGAGUUCCCCCAGGGUGGGCUUCAUCACCGGGUCGGUGAUCCGGGAUGGCAGCCCCAGGAGGGACCCCAGCAACAAGUGGUAUCUAUCUAAGGAGCUGUACCUUGAAGACAGCUUCCCUCCUUACCUGUCUGGAGCUGGCUAYGUGUUUUCCACAGACYUGGCUGCCAGGAUCUCCUGGGCCUCCAGGUUUGUGCGAGUGAUUCCUCUGGAGGACGUCUAUGUGGGCUUGUGUCUGCGUGUGCUGGGGGUCCGGCCGGUGUACUCCUACAGCCUGCCACGCUUCAGGAGUCUUUUUGAGGUCCGAAAGCUGGAGUAUGACAGGUGCACCUUUGCCGGACUCAUCAUUGUGAACAGGUUUAAGCCAUCAGAGCUGCUGCAAGUGUGGCAGGACUUUUCUGAAGGCCACGCCGCCUGCUGACCGCCUGCUGACCGCCUGCAGUGUUCGCUUCCCUGUGAAACCAACUAAUAGCUGGUUGGAAAGGAUAAAAGCCAUAAAAAAGUAUGAUAGCCAUUUAAAUGUGUUGACAGCAGUUAUUUAAUAUGUCGCAGUUAUUUAAUAUGUCGAAAUAGAAUAAUGAAUAAUGAGGAGAAGAAAAGCCAUUUAAAAUGAAUCCACUCCCAAGUUCCAGGACUUGAAUUGCAUUUACUAACUUUUCACAGUGUGACUCAUUGUGUGACUGGUAAGUCAGCGUGCCUUUCUCCUGUUGCAAGUGGGUUUAUUUUWCACCAAAGACUAACAAAGGUUCCUUUUAGAGAUUACCUAUUGCCUAAUAAUGAGGUGUGUGCCUUUUGUUUGGGUGUGAACCUGUUUAAGUGCCUGAGUGACGGAUUACAGGAGAGUUCUGGGCCUCAUGGAAGAACGUGUUCAGAUAGUUUCCUUUAUCAUCUGUUUUUCUCUGAUUUUUUUUGUGUCUUUGUUUUUAUUCUCUAGUCRUGUGUUCUGAUUCUGAAUCUUUGUUGGGCUCAGUGACUAAUAAAAUCCAACAGAUUUAGACUAUUUACUUGAGUCAUAUAAACACAUUUCCUUACAGCUGACUGUGAGUAGAGCAUAUGAAAAUUACUUCAUUACAGUGAAGUAAUUUUCACUAUAAUGAAGUAAUUUUUCUACCCACCAAGUAAUUUGACUUGGUGGGUAGAAAUAGACACAUAGUUGCCAAACAAACCAAAAGUGGAAAGGAUUAAAAAAUGGCAGCUGGAGUGAAAAGACCCAACACUCGUUCCAUUUCAUUCAGAGCUGAACAAUAUAUAGAAACGCAGUUAUCACAGUAUCCGUGUGUACAGUGCUGCAAAAAGAGACUGAUGCAAUAUUUAGGAGAAGUGUGAUGUGUUCUCUCUUUUAAUGCACASACCAUGUCAGGCUCAAGARGAAGUGGUCGAGACAUCGUGUGUGUGAUGGUGAAGAAAGAAAAGUGACCUGAAAAUGAGAGCUAAGGCUUAAACCUGCUGCUGGUGUGAAGUGCAUCUGCUCAGCUUAUAAACUUGCAGUCACUAUCUCAGCUGACUUAUGUUUUUGCUGCUUGGAUGCAAUAUAUGAUAAAUUAUAUUUUAGGUGGAAUAAAAUUCUCCUCUUUAUUAAUAUAUUAUGUCAGUUGGACGGUCUUUCAUUGUGUUUCAUUAACACACAUGAAAUGGGUCUUGGUGAGCAGGAUGCUAAAGCUCAAGGAGGACAAUAAGGACUUUAUGAUGAUGCAAAAGUAAGAAAUGAGUGAGGAAAAUAUAGCUUAAUCACAGUCUUUAUGAUUAUGACGACAUGCAACAGGAAUAUCUCUGCUUUCUGCUGUUUUUCAUAUCGUGCAGYGUCGAGGUUUUUAAAAGCUCUGAUUUCAAAGCUGCUCACAUUUUCCGUACCUGUGGUUUGAAUCCUUUAGGAGCAUAAAGUGAUGUAGCGCUGUCCCUCCCCAACCAGUUGCUGCCCACUGCCAGUCAGCAGUAAAAUACGUUUUUAUUUUUAAACAAAAAGAAAUGUGACUGUCUGGAAAUAUUAAACCAAUUAGGCCAUAUUAAACAUAUUUCAAUGCAGACAGCUGGAGUCCCCAUAUAUUUAGUCUUUCUUGAAGCAGAGCUGAAUAUAAACAUUAUUAUUCUUUCAUGAGGCCCAGCAUAUUAAAACAAUCUGAGAAAUUCUGUCUGUCAGAAUAUUUGAACAUACCUGCUGUAAUAUCAGGUUUGAUGCCUAUGUUUGCAUUUACUGCAUGUUCAGAUGCUGUACUCACUGGGGUUUAUAAAAACAACCAGCAGGUGGCGGUGUAAUCCAAAUGAUAAAAUGGAGAUUGCUGAUUCAUAUCAUUUGUUCACCUGCAAGGAAGUUAUGCCUUGGAUAGUUUAAUGGAAAAAAAAAAACUGUAUUAUUGUUAUUGCGUGUGUUUGUGUGUGUGCUGUAAACCAAACUGCUUCAUGAUUUUAUACCUCAGGGUUUUCAUCAUAUCUCAUUCAGUUUCUUGGUGAAGGAACAUCRUCAUCUGUGAUUGGCUGCUGUUCUGCUCYGACAUGGAGGUCUGCUGAUAAAUGCUGUUUCCUAACUCACCACAUAAAUKCCCCAGGAACAUUGUAAAACCAGUUUUCUUAUGCAAGUUUCCRCCUUGGCAGAGUAAAUUUGUGUCUGGUCGAUAAAGAUAAGUGUAAAUAAAUGGAACUGUGCAUAAGUC